Messenger RNA from Sphaeroforma arctica JP610, 484 nucleotides. RefSeq lists its product as hypothetical. The record is from RefSeq and is a predicted model, not a curated record. The annotation marks the transcript as partial. The transcript is spliced from 2 exons. Lineage: Eukaryota; Ichthyosporea; Ichthyophonida.
CACUGUAGCACACCCAAACGACGAACCCUCUCCAUCGAGUACAAUACGCACCCGAUCACAACGCUCAGUCCAACUGUCGCAGUCAAGGACCACCGCAAGCCAAACCAUCAACAAGUCAUGGAUAGAUAUGACGCAGGGAUUCGCAGAUGACUCAUCUUCCGAUGGGGAUGGGCCAGAGACGGCAGAGAGAGCGGAGGCUCUUGCGUCUAGAAGAAGGUCGUCUCAGAGGAGCAACCCCCGGUACUCGCAGCCCUUCCUGCAGCGCACACCACUGACCACCAACCGACUGUUAGCGGAAACCACACGCUACAACGCAGAUAGGCGCAAGGACAUACAGUACGACAUCGGGUCGCUGUCUGACUUCAUCGCCGAGGACGAUGACGACGGAGAGGCAACCAGCGGUAGUGAGAGCGACGCACCGGUCCAGAAAAGGUGGGACCAGGGCAGGGCUGUCGUAUGGGCCCGUUUGAUAUUGCGAGACGCG